This is a messenger RNA of Schizosaccharomyces osmophilus, 2154 nucleotides long. It is a transcript of the gene ucp7, whose product is annotated as UBA/TPR/DNAJ domain protein Ucp7. Gene Ontology annotation, biological process: clathrin coat disassembly; clathrin-dependent endocytosis. The transcript has a single exon. Bases 1 to 2154 code for a protein of 717 amino acids. NCBI's taxonomy places the organism in Eukaryota, Fungi, Ascomycota, Schizosaccharomycetes, Schizosaccharomycetales, Schizosaccharomycetaceae. Gene Ontology annotation, molecular function: clathrin binding. Gene Ontology annotation, cellular component: intracellular membrane-bounded organelle; vesicle; cytoplasm. The record is from RefSeq and is a predicted model, not a curated record.
AUGGAUGACUUACUGAAUUUCGAUCUUACAAAUAACCAAUACAAUGGAAGUAAUAAAAAGAAUUUAUUGGGGAUAAAACAAAAUUCAAAUAGUCCUGUUUCUGUGCCCUAUCCUCAAACACCUGACAGUACUAAGGAAUCUUCGAGUAUGAAAAGAAAUCGCGAUCCGUUCGCUAAUCUCUUUCAAAGAAAGAAUGAAACUAAGAGUACUUCUUUAAAUGAGCUAGAAAGAAAAACAGCGCAGACUCCACAGACUUUGGAAUCUCCCUCUCCCAACGCCUCGAUCAGUCAUGAUCCAUACAGUAAUCUCGAGGUUCUCCAUCGGUUAUCCGAAACUGAAACAAAAGGUUCUAAUGAUGAGAAAAAAAUCGAAAAUAUUCAUUCAAAUACUAAAGACUCUUUGUUGAAUACACUGGAAGAUCUUCAAUUACAAGACGAAGACAAGUCAAUUAUGCAACGUACUUCAUUACCGGAAUUACGAAACCCUCCCGCAGAAUCAGAGACCGAAGGCAAAGUAAUUGAACAGCAUGCUCCUGAUGCUUCGUUUUCAAGCAAUUCCUCACAGCUUUCGGGUACUGAUUCUUAUGCUCAACUUCGUGCAAUGGGAUUCUCCGAUAGUCUUAGCAGAUUUGCUCUAAAACAAACCGGAUCUUUACAGGAGGCUAUAGAAUUAAUUUUCGAGCAAGAGCCUAGAUCUUCUCAAAAUCCGACUUCCAAGUCACCAUCCAGUAAUGAACAGUACUACUCUGAUAAGUUGUCUGAAUUACAGCAAGUAUCCAACCAAAUUAAAGAUCAGUUUUUUACGAAGGCAACAGAUCUAUGGAACGUUGGACGCCAAAAACUGAGGUCUGCUGUGGAAGAAAGGAAGUCUUUAAAGAAUCCAAACCAACCUCGGUGGAUGACUGAGGGAUAUGUUUCUGAUGAAUUCGAUAAUCAAUAUCCUAUAAUGCCAGCUUCAGCAAAAUCCGAUGAAGCUGUGUCGACAAAAGAACCAACUUCAGACAUCCCGCUCUCGAAAAAUGAGCCUGUAGAAGAUUUAUCUACUGAGUCUGUAUCCGAACUAGAGCAUAAAAAUGUUGACGAAUUUAAUGAUAACUUAUUCUCCUCUCUAAUAGAAAUACCAGAUGAAUCAAUAAGCCACCAGAAGGUAGCGCCUUCUUUUGAUAUGCAAAAGACGCAAGGCGAAUUAUUGCCUCAUCAUCAUCGGGAGUUGGAUCAUAAAAACGAGAAACCAUAUUUGAAAGUUCAGCGAGACGAAGUUGAUAUGGACUCUAUGUCGCGAUCUAUUAUCGAGCAAGGUCAGACAGAAGGAAAUGAUUAUUAUUACAAAGGAGACUUUAGCCAGGCAAUUGACAUCUUCAAUAAAUUACUAUCUCAAGUUCCUGAGGGUCACACUCGCUCUAUACCUCUCUUAUGCAAUAGAAGCUUAUGCUACAUGAAAAUUGGUGAUGUACGGAACAGUCUUAAAGAUUCAGUAAAAGCAUUGGAGAUUAUAGGACAAGGGAAAGGAGAAGGUGAGUUUAUAAAUGGCAAGAACAUGAACGAAUUUUAUGUGAAAUGUAUGAUUCGAAAAGCUCAAGCUUUGGAGCAAUUGGAAAAAUAUGAAUUAGCACUCGAGUCAUGGUCAGAUUUACUAUCCGGCGGUAAAAUUAACAAUCUGUCUUUGGAGGGAAAACGUCGGUGUGGACGAGCACUUGGUAAACAGCCUUCACAGCCAAAUUCAGCGAAAACUAUUUCGAAACCUACUGUCCGAAAAUCGCUGGAACUACCAAAGACAUCACAAGGAUCAGAAAGAUUAUCCGAAUUUCGUGACAAGCAAAAACAAGCUGAAAAAGUUGAGGAAAGGAGAAACCAGUUACGUGAACCAGUUCAGCAGCUAAUAAACAGAUGGAAAAGUGGCAAAGAGGGAAAUAUCAGAGCUCUUUUGUCAUCUUUGGAUACGAUCUUGUGGCCGGAAUGCCGUUGGAAACCUGUGUCUUUGACAGAUUUGGUCCUGACAAAACGCGUCAAGAUCAUGUAUAUGAAGGCCAUAUCAUGUGUGCAUCCUGACAAACUCCCCCAACAAGCAACCGUUGAGCAACGUCUAAUCGCUGAAUCUGCUUUUAGCAAUCUUAAUGAAGCUUGGGAUAUAUUCAAACAACAAAACCAACUUUAG